AUGAAUGAAAUUUGCCUCGAUAUCGAUCUGGAGAAUGUGUGCCGCAUCUGCCUGUCGGAGACCGAUCCCAGUGCUCAUCUGUUUCACAUCUUCACCGAUGCCAUUGUGGACGGAACGCUAGUGACCGUAUCGGCGGUGAUCGAACAUUGGAUCCUAAAGGAAAGCCCACAGCGUGACGAACAUUCCGUAACAGAAGCGUUGCCCGAGGAGGAACUCAUCGAAGAGCUGCUGCUCGGUGAUCCCGUUACGCCAGCGUCGACUGAGCAGUCCCUGGAAAGCCCGUUCGCAGAGGAGAGCCUGGUACAAGAGGAUCGACCCGAUCGCUCCAGCCCGGAACGGAAUCCCUUUGCAAAUGAUGAAGGCGACCUUAGUUUUGAGGACGAACCGGAAAGUAAAGCCGCCACGCAAGAGAGUAACAGAACCGUUCAGUUUGUCGUAACGGAGCUGAGUCCCGCCGAGGUAAGCUGUUUCGAGUGUGAAAUCUGCGGAAAGAAAGUGCGCAACCAAUCGCGCCUUACGAGACACCUCAAGCUACACACCGAUUCGAGUGUGGUGCUGGAACAUAUACGGUUCUACACGUGCACCGUGUGCCAGUCACUGUUUCCCAGUGAGCCACACCUGGCCGAGCACCAGCGCCAGUGUACCAGCUCGGGCGCAGGCUUGGACGACGAGGGCUUUCUGGAACGCCGUGGCGGUGCAGGAGGCCUGUGCGGUGUCUGCAACGCUUGGUACGACAGCGGCCAGCAUCUGAAGCAACACCUUGUGACCCACUUGCAGCGAUUUCCGUGCCCAUUCGAAGGAUGCGGCUGUGUGUACGGAUCGCUGGCGAGGCUAAGCGCGCAUGUCUCCAGCAAACAUCUGCGCCCUGACCGCACCGUUUGUCCCCACUGUCACGAGGAUAUCGGUGCAGGCGGCAUACAGCUACACCUGCGGUCGUUUUGCAAAGGGAAGCUGUUUGCCUGCAAGCACUGCGACAAGAAGUUUCUCACUUCGCGGGCCCUGGCGCACCAUCUAAGGUGCCUGGUGCAGAGCUUCCAGUGUACGCAGUGUGACAAAUCGUACAGUACGCAGAGCACCUUGCGAUUGCACGAACGAACCCACACCGGGGAGCGCCCGUUCGUGUGUGCCGUCUGCAACAAGUCGUACAAAACGGCCAGCUUGCGAACAGCCCACAUGGAAUCGCACAUCGAGGGCAAAACGUUCGAGUGUGGCAUCUGUGGCAAGUUUUUGCAGACAGGCAUGAGCUACCGGAACCACAUCCGACGGCACCGGGAGGAACGCUGCCACGGGUGCGAUGUGUGUGACAAGAAGUUCUACACUAAGUACAGCCUCCGUGUGCACCAGGAAAUGGUGCACAAGCGGAAACGAUCGGCCCCGGUCGACGACGACUAA
Molecule: messenger RNA, 1392 nt
Organism: Anopheles cruzii
Lineage: Eukaryota; Metazoa; Arthropoda; Insecta; Diptera; Culicidae
Product: zinc finger protein 177-like
Exons: 4
Coding region: 1-1392 (463 amino acids)
Biological process (GO): regulation of DNA-templated transcription
Molecular function (GO): RNA polymerase II cis-regulatory region sequence-specific DNA binding; DNA-binding transcription factor activity, RNA polymerase II-specific
Source: RefSeq, a predicted model, not a curated record